AUGACAUUGUUGCAUCCAACUUUAUCACGUAUUAUUAAAGCAAAAACUAAUGCGUUUUUCUUACUUUUCCGACUUUAUUUCUCAGGUUUAAUACAAUUAAGACAUGUGAAAGAGUUUAAAGCUGCUAAGGAACUAGAACAGCAGCAGCAACAACAGCAACGGAAAGAAGAAGUCCAUGAGGCGAAGUCAAAAGUGACGAAACAUUCAAAUAUUGGUAAAAUUCCACUCGGUCUAUUCCCCGUUAGUACAACGUCAACUAGCAGUGGUCCAAGUAGUGGUGGAGCUGGUGUUAGCGGGCCAGGUAAUGUAGGCGGAGGUGUAUUUGGAGCGCAUUCAUCAAGUCCAUUUCAUCAUCUUCUUUCUGGUGGUGUACUCGGAGCUACUGUAUUGACGCUAGCCGCUAAAGAUGGUCGUUCAACAAAACAUCAACAACAACAGCAACAACCCCAACAACCACAACCUCAAACAUCAUUAAUUUCAGUAGAUAAGCCAAACAAACAGUUGAGCAUAGAGGAGGCUAACAUGCCUGUCAAAACAUGUGAUCGUCAAAGGAGUCAUCAUAGCACUGAAGUAUUCUUGGGGGAAACGAUUCAAGACAGUAAUUUCACAGAUUCACCACGUCAGUGUGUAGACAGCCAUGAAGCUUUAGUUGAACUAACUCAUCAAAAUAAACUUCAUCUGUCAAAUGAAAUAAGUCAGACACCUUCAGAGUGUCAUUCAAACAAACAUCUUCGACGCCUUGAUAAACUGCGAAAUAAAUUAGCACGUUCUGCAACAGUGACUUCAUCAUCACCGACAAAAAAGCAUCCUCCUUAUCAAAUCACAAAUAACAAUCGUCAGCAUCAAUCACAGACAAUUGGAUUACAAGAGACUUUAAGUGUACCAGGUUUGACAAGAGAAUGGACUGAUGACAGUGACUAUACGGAUGAUUAUAAUAUUUAUAAAAGAAAUAAUUCCACAGAGACAGAUGGUCGACCGCCUAGUUAUGAUAGUAGUAGUAUGUCAUUACAUACACACUCUGCUGUUUUAUAUAAUGAUCCUGCUUUGAAACAAACCGAUUCAUCGAUUCAAACAAAUCGUGGCUCCAGUUUUAAACUACCGAAUACUGAUGUGAGUUCAUUUUCAAAACAAUCAAGUUUAGAAAAGAAUGAUACAACAAAAGGUGUACAAUACACUAAUGCUUCAUUGAAAAAUGAACAACGCGCAAAUAGCGUAACGAAUUAUUUAAAUAUUUUUCAAAAUUCUGGUUGUCAAACAAGGCUAAAACGAUUAAGGGAUAAUUUUGAGAAAAGUAGAAGCUCGACGUAUACCUGGAGACCAACAUGGACUAUGGGUGAGUUAUUAGAGAAUAGAACAGAUGAAGAACAACCACUGAUGGUCACUCGCAUAUCUGGUAGUGAUUCCAGAGUUUUUCAUAUCUCUGAACCAUUGAAUACAACAGCGGAGAAAAAAACGACUACAAAACCGAUGCCGAUGCCGACGCCAACAUCAAUACCUAUGUCGAUAACACCGCUGAAACAAGCAUCAUUUGAAGCGAAUGAAAAUGUAAAUUCUCAGACAGUUGACGUUUGUAUCAUUAAAAAACAAGAACGAUAUUCACCGAAUGUAACAAUAGAACAAAUUCCUAGCGAGAAAGAUGAAGAUGAAGUGCAGAAGAGAUCUUUUGAAGCACCACUGAUCAGUGUCGACUCGGAAGUGGAGGAUACAAACGAUGACAGUGAACCGAAUAUUAUGCAACGUCGACGUGAUGCUAUGAAUAAUCAACAUCAACAGAGAACAAUAAAAAAUGUUGGCUAUCGAUUGGGCAAACGAAAACGUCUCUUUGAGAAACGCUGUCGAAUAUCUGAUUUUUCACUAAGUUUCGCUGUAUUCGGUAUAUUGGUUAUGCUGAUUGAAACAGAGUUUACAUUUGCUGGAGUAUAUGAAAAGGACUCCAUCUAUUCAUUUAUCACAAAGUUAUGCAUAUCAAUAUCAACCUGCAUUCUACUGGGGCUAAUUCUUGCUUAUCAUGUUUAUGUGAUCAAGAUAUUUUCUUGUGAUGAUUCUAUUGAAGACUGGCGAAUGGCAGUUGACUAUAAUCGUGUAUUUCAAAUGACUCUUGAAGUACUUAUUUGUAUGAUACAUCCAUUCCCCGGAUCAUAUCUUAUCCAAUUCCCAAUAUCGUCUUCCUUUGUUGGUCCAGGCACUGAAAUCUACUCACCCCUAUAUCAUAAUUCACAGUCUGUAAAAUCUAUGAAUAUAGACAGUGGAACAUCGACAUUGUCUGUAGCAUCAACACAACAACAACGGGCGGCAUCGCAUACCUCAAUAGAUCGUAUUCCUACAGGUUCAAUUAAAAUGGUCUCCAUUGAUCUGAUAUUAUCAGUUCCAAUGUUUUUUAGAUUAUAUCUACUAUUUCGUGUUAUGCUGUUACACUCAAAAUUGUUUACAGACGCUGGAUCACGUAGUAUUGGUGCAAUGAAUAAAGUGAAUUUUGAUACAAAAUUUAUUUUUAAAACACUUAUGACAAUGUGUCCUGGUAAACUUCUACUGGGCUUUAUUUUAUGCCUAUGGAUUGUUUACUCAUGGACGUUAAGAGCAUGUGAAAGUUUUUAUGAUACAGAAAAUGGGAAUUUACUCAACUCAAUGUGGUUAAUAGCUGUAACAUUUUUGAGUAUCGGUUACGGUGAUAUUGUACCGCAUACAUAUUGUGGUCGAGUUAUUGCUUUAGCAACUGGUGUCAUGGGUUCUGGUUGUACAGCACUUGUAGUAGCUGUAUUUGCAAGAAAAUUGGAAUUAUCCAAAGCUGAAAAGCAUGUGAUCCACUUUAUGAUGGAGAAUCAGUUAAAUAAAAAGACUCCAGCAAAUGUAAACUCUGUUUCAAUCAGCAUAACCAAUAUACCGAAUACAGCAAAACUUAGCGAGAAAUCAGAUAUUCGACAGCGUUUCUCAAAGAGACGUUUUCGUUUUCCCAGUCGAUAG
Molecule: messenger RNA, 2961 nt
Organism: Trichobilharzia szidati
Lineage: Eukaryota; Metazoa; Platyhelminthes; Trematoda; Strigeidida; Schistosomatidae
Source: the annotation of a GenBank genome assembly